AUGGCAGCAGAGCUGACGUCCACCAAGCUUAACCCAGAGAGUCACAUCAUCCUGGACCAACCACUCCUUCGACUACCACAUGAAUUAGCCCGCAGGAAUUUUAAAACCGUACAACGAGCCGUCGAGCGAGAAAAAGAAUAUGUCAUCCCCGCACUCAAAGAGACCGCCGCCGCCUCUCUCUCCAACACCCAAACACCCGACCAGACCCUCGCUGCACUCGACGCAAUGAUAUCCAGAAUGCAAGGUCUCAAAAGGAAAAUGGAAAGUCUGCAGGAGGAAGAGAAGAAAAUUCACAACCAAUCUCGCAAACGCAUUCAGCACUUGGAGACCCUGCACAAGAUCCCGAGUCUAGCCGAUGUGAAGUACGACCAGUGGUCAAGGGGGGUGGAGGAUCUUGUGGAUCUCGAUGUAUUCACGCAGUGUCAACGGGUUGUGGAUAGCCUGCGGCGCGGGGAAACCAAGGAGGCAUUGCAGUGGUGCGGAGAGAAUAAGGCUGCGCUGAAGAAGAGCCAGCAUAAUCUUGAAUUUGAACUCAGGUUGCAGCAAUAUAUCGAGAUGGUCAGGACACAAGACAAGUCCAAGAAGGUUGAGGCAAUAAUUCAUGCGAAGAAAUACCUCAUACCGAACCACCAAUCUCAGAAUUCUGAGAUUAUGCGCGCUGCAGGAUUACUGGUUUUCACGCAGGACACAAGAGCCGAGCCUUACAAAUCUCUCUUUGCGCUGGAACGCUGGAGGUUUCUCGCGAAACUUUUCAUUGAGACUCACCAUGAACUGCUUUCAUUGCCGUCACAACCAUUAUUACAUAUUGCACUUUCCGCAGGACUUUCAGCUCUUAAAACACCUCUGUGCCAUUCAGCAUAUACAUCGUCCAGUUCAAACUCACAGUCAACAUCGACAUCUGUGUGUCCUAUCUGCUCAACUGAACUGAACGAGCUUGCACGCAAAAUGCCGUACGCCCACCACUCAAAGAGUUAUGUAGAAAGCGACCCGAUUGUUCUACCCAAUGGCCGAGUCUACGGGAAGCAAAGGCUGGUAGAGAUUAGCCGGAAGAUGGGAUCAGUGGAAUCAGGCAAUGUCAAAGAUCCAACAACAGGAGAGGUUUUCCACGAGGGCGAGAUGAAGAAAGUGUACAUUAUGUGA
Messenger RNA from Penicillium samsonianum, 1140 nucleotides. RefSeq names its product FYV10 family protein. Gene Ontology annotation, biological process: proteasome-mediated ubiquitin-dependent protein catabolic process. The coding region runs from base 1 to 1140 and encodes 379 amino acids. The transcript has 5 exons. The record is from RefSeq and is a predicted model, not a curated record. NCBI's taxonomy places the organism in Eukaryota, Fungi, Ascomycota, Eurotiomycetes, Eurotiales, Aspergillaceae. Gene Ontology annotation, cellular component: nucleus; cytoplasm; GID complex. Gene Ontology annotation, molecular function: ubiquitin protein ligase activity.